Oenanthe melanoleuca is the source of this 2814-nucleotide messenger RNA. RefSeq names its product fibulin 7 (gene FBLN7). Lineage: Eukaryota; Metazoa; Chordata; Aves; Passeriformes; Muscicapidae. The transcript has 7 exons. The record is from RefSeq and is a predicted model, not a curated record. Bases 927 to 2342 code for a protein of 471 amino acids. Gene Ontology annotation, molecular function: calcium ion binding.
AACAGGUGGGCAAAGCCCCAACCCGCGCUCAAACGGCGCUUGAGCCGCGCUUAAAGCGCGCGCGGCUUCUUUCGGGAUCUUUUCGUCCCUGCUACCCCCCACCUGAAGCUGCCCCCGAGCGCACCGGGAGUAAGAAAAUCCCCGUUUGGGGUUCCUGGGGGGGAUUUGCCAGCUUUGCGAGGGCUCAGCAUCCCGCCGGAGCUCGCGCUUGCUGCCGGAGUUAAACCCAGCCCUAACAAAGAGCUGUUUAUUAAAGCCAGCGACGCGCCAGCAUCUAUUUGCUUUUGCCUCCCUUCCUCUGGGCUCGGGGUGUCCCAGAGCUGCCAGCACAGCCGGGCUCAUCCUCCCCGGCAGCCCGGGACCCCCGAAACUUCUCCAGGGAAAGCAGAGGACACCGAGCGCGUUGCUCGGGCUGCUGUGUUUGUCCUCCCUCAAACAUCAGCAGCUCUCUGGAAACGGGAAUCAUUCCACAGUGCGGUUAUGGAAAAAGGGGAAGGAAUCGCUUCGACCAGGUGGGACAGAGCCCACCAGCUCCGCUCGCUUUCCCGGAAUUCCAUAGCCCCCAGCCCAGCCCCUGUGUGCUGUCUCCUCGGCGCGCUCCCCGGAUUUCUGAGCUCUGGGAAUGGCUUUGCUCUUUUUCCUCGGUUUCAAGUCAAUUCCGCAGGAAUCCCAUAAUAACGGUGCCCGUCUCCGGCAUGAGUCAGUCCCGUGGGAGCGAUCGGUUUGCAGGCAGGAGUCCCACCAGCGUUCCUGGCCCCGGCAGAGCUCACAAGACAGCUGUUUUCCUCUUCUUUUGUCAUGUGGAAGUGGGACAGGGCUGGAGCUCCAGCAGGAUGAAACAUGAGUUAUAGCAUCUCUCCCACAAAGCGAUCCCAGCCCUGCCUGGAGCGCAGGCCUAGGUGGAAAAAACUCCUGGAAUUGGGUAAAUGCGCGGGGAAACACAAAGCGAGGGCGCUCAGGGAACAUCGGAUGCUGCGGAGCUCCCGCACCAGCCUCCUCCCGCGGGCAGCAGGUUGGCUCCUGGGAGGAGCGGCGGCGCAGGGAGGUCCCCAUCCCUGUCCCCAUCCCUGUCCCCAUCCCUGUUCCCGCAGAGCUGCCUCAGCAGGCAGCAGCUCCUGGCUGCCAUCCGGCAGAUGCAGCAGCUGCUGAAGGGGCAGGAGACGCGCUUCUCGGAGGGGCUGCGCGCCGUGAGGAGCCGCCUCAGCACCAUCCACGCCUCCCUGGCCAGGGCCGCCCCGCAGCUGGCCGCCCCCUCCUGUCCUGCCCUCCAAGCCCCUGCGGAUGGGAGGAAGUUCGGCACCAAGUAUUUGGUGGAUCACGAGGUUCACUUCGCCUGCGAUCCCGGAUUCCAGCUGCUGGGCUCCAGCACACGGACGUGCCAGGCCAACGGCAGCUGGACAGGGCAGGAGCCCCGCUGUGCAGAGAUCAGCGAGUGCUCGAGCAGCCCCUGCCAGAACGGCGGGACGUGCCUGGAGGGGCUCGACCACUUCAAAUGCCUCUGCCCCCCGCAGUGGACCGGGACCAGCUGCCAGUACCGGGCUCAGACCGCUCCUCCCGCCUGGAGCGUGACGGAUGACCCGGCCUUCAGCCGGCAGCCCCGCUGCGCCCAGAUCGCCCAGACCCAGCAGUGCAGCUGCGAUCCCGGCUUCCACAUGAGCGGCACGGCUCCCGACGGGAUCUGCCAGGACCUCAACGAGUGCGAGGUGUACCAGCAGGAAGGGGGACCCCGGCUCUGCGCCCACGCCUGUGUCAACAUUCCCGGCUCCUUCCGCUGCUCCUGCCCCGCCGGGUACGUGCUGCUGGGCGACGGCAAGAGCUGCGAAGAUAUUGACGAGUGUUCCCUAUCCCAGGAUAACUGCACGAGCGGGAGCACCUGCAUCAACACCGGGGGGAGCUUCCAGUGCGUCACCCCCCAGUGCCCCCCGGCCUCCGGCAACGUGUCCUAUGUCAAAACCUCCCCUUUCCAGUGCGAGCGCAACCCGUGCCCCAUGGAGAGCCGCUGGUGCCACCAGGCGCCCAAAACCAUCUCGUUCCACUACCUGCCGCUGCCCUCCAGGCUGCGAGCCCCGGCGCCGCUGUUCCGCAUGGGGACGGCGGCGGCGGCGGCCGCGGGUCGGGCGGGACCCGACAGCCUGAGGUUCGGCAUCGCCGGCGGCAGCGAGCGCGGCCACUUCGUGGUGCAGCGCUCGGGCCGGCACAGCGGGGAGCUGCUGCUGGUGCGCAGCCUGGCGGGGCCCCGCACCGUCCGCCUGGACGUGGACAUGGCCGAGUACGUGGACCGCGUGUUCCAGGCCAAGCACCUCUCCAAAAUCACCCUCUUCGUCUCGCCCUAUGAGUUUUAGGGGGGAUUCCCCGUGGGGAUUCGCACGGGAGCGGCGGGGGGUACCGUCCUCAUCCCAGCGCCAGAGAGACAAUGUCCUACAAGAGCAGAUGGAAGCCACAGCCCUGAUCUCCCUUGAAAUCCCUUUUUCCUUUCACACCUCUUUCCUUUCAGAUUUUUUUCCUUUCGGAGCGCGUGAGAGGAGGGAGGCUCAUGGCUUUUCCUGCUCUCCUCCCUCGUUGCACCCACUCCCUAAAAACACACUCCCACUUCCCUUUGGAUGCUGUAGGGAUUGAGGCCUGGUGCCUGAUCAGGGCUGGGAAACUUCAUGAACAUCCACCUGGGUGUGGAGGUGGGAAUAUUCCCUGCUCCAUCCUCCACAGGAAUGCUGGGAAGAGCUGGGAUUCAGCAUUUCCCAGGGGGAUUCACCCUCCUGCUUGUGCAUGUCCCCUCACCCCGCUGGAUUUAGUACAAUUAAAGGAUGAUGUAAAGGA